This is a messenger RNA of Guyanagaster necrorhizus, 324 nucleotides long. RefSeq lists its product as uncharacterized. NCBI's taxonomy places the organism in Eukaryota, Fungi, Basidiomycota, Agaricomycetes, Agaricales, Physalacriaceae. Bases 1 to 324 code for a protein of 107 amino acids. The transcript has 4 exons. The record is from RefSeq and is a predicted model, not a curated record.
AUGCGAUUAGUACUCUCCUUGCACUUUAACAAUUUGACGGAAAUCAAGAACUACUACCUGGAGAGACAUCCUGAUGCCAAAAGAUGGUUACUAGGCGAUGACGAAGGGGCGCAUCUCUCUUAUUGGGCGAGGUUUGAUCCUGAAAGUGUUUAUUUUGUUGGUGGCUUUGGAGGGCGCCAUUAUACCGGUUUCAUACCUAUGGAUCUCUAUCAGAACGCAAUUCCCUUGGAUGACUUGGCCGAUUCGUAUCCGUACGAAUACGUGCUUCAGAAACAGGAUGGUAGUGCAGGCGAGGGCAAAGGACCAGCCUUGUCUUACAACUAA